AUGCGAGGGAACGACCCCCCGGGCGCGGGGGCGGCCGAGGCUCCCCCGGUGGCCGGUGAGUCUGAGGGGAAACACAAAAGGGGGCGGGGAAGAGAAGCGUUCAGGUCCCUCGCCCGGCCGGAGGGUCUGCCCGCCGGCCCGCCUCGGAGCCCCCCGCCCCCCGCGGAGCGCUCUGCCCAGUCCCCGCCGGCAAGUGGCUGCCCAGUCCCCACCCUGCAAAGUUUCUCGGACGCACCUACACAGCGGGCCUGGACGAUCGCCUCCCCUCGAGGGGAGGAGAAAAGGGCCUGUCCCCACCCCCGGCCCGCCCGCCCCAUCCCCACCGGGGUCUGCGCCCGCGGCGGUCGGGGGACCAGGGCCAGACCCCUCCACCUGUCGGCCCGUCGGACCUCCUGCCCCUCGCUCCGGCCACCGUGGGCCAAGGUCCCCACCACCACCACCUUCGUUCCUGGGCGAGGCGCGAAGCCCCUAGGCGGCUCGCUGAGGAGGCGGGACGCGGACACACAGCAGCUGUCCGGCCGCCUCGAGGGUCGAGCUCGGGCGGCCCAAGCAGCCCCUUACCUGAGAAGAGUUUUGGUGGGGGGCGAGGCGUGGGGUCUGGGAGGAGGCGUCCAGAGAGAGAAUUUAAGAUACCAAGAUACCAAAACUGCGUUGAAGCUGAUCUAAUGUGACCUGGGGCGAAACUUGACAAUUCAUUAUCAUGUUCCAAAUAGUGAAAAAAUGUGUCUUUGUCAAGGAAAGCUUCGUGCAGACAGAGUGUUUGGUUCUCUGGGCGAGGUAACAUACCUGGUUGAGCGACUUUGCUGAAGGUGCUCCACGCGUCGUCAUGACUCAUUGCCCUCAGCAUCAACAGGAAUUGAUUCGUGCCAGCAAUUCUCAAAGGCGUCUUGUUUACUGCUGUGAAAGUCAUCAACUCUAUCGCAGCCUGAUCCUGACCUCAGCCUUUUCGAGAAAUUUUGACUAGAAAAGAGAUCAGAGUAGGAAGUUCUUCUCUAUUACACUUAGUCCACUAACUUUACAAAGAAUACAUCGUCAAGUAUGUGAUUGAACUUCAUGCUUAAGUUGUAUGUGUGCUCUAAGGAGAGAGACGCAGAGAGAGAGCGAGAGAACAGUUCUCAGAACAAUGUAAUUAAGAGGAGUUCCUUCCUGGUUUUGUUACAUCAUAGAUAUUUCUGACCAGGAGACUAAAAGCAAAUCUUUUGAUUUAAGGGUCUAGAGAGGGUGUUACAGAUACUGCUAAAAGGAACUCACCAAAUUCAUAGCUGAGCACCAUUUCAGGAAGUGAGGAUAG
This is a messenger RNA of Mustela lutreola (European mink), 1291 nucleotides long. RefSeq names its product proline-rich protein 2-like. NCBI's taxonomy places the organism in Eukaryota, Metazoa, Chordata, Mammalia, Carnivora, Mustelidae. The coding region runs from base 1 to 666 and encodes 221 amino acids. The record is from RefSeq and is a predicted model, not a curated record. The transcript has 3 exons.